UCAGGUGUAAUAAUCACAAAAUGGCGGCUAGUAGCUACUGAACAACUGAGAUAGUGAAGCAAAAAAUUCACCGUAAAUUAAAUCUUAUAUUUUUGUAAUUGUGUUUCAUAUCGCCAUCUAAAUUGUUAAUAUGGCACAAACAUUGGAAGACGCAUUAAUUGCUGCUCGUAGAGCUGUACAAUUUGACGGAAAUAGUCAAUACAAGCAAGCUUUGUAUUAUUAUAAUAUCGCUGUAAAACUUCUCACUAGGUUACAAUUAGACGAUACAUAUGAACAGAAACUUUCGGACUAUCGUGAAAGGAUUUUAUUGAUACAACGUCUCGUUAAUGAAGAAGAGCAGAAUAUUCAUAAGACAGAACCAUCACGUCGUGAUUUACAAAGAUGUAAAUUUCUCAUAAGCCAAGCGUUAGAUGCAGAUGAAGCAGGUUUAAAAGAUAUUGCAAUAAAAUUAUAUACAGAUGCUGCUGAACUUGGCCUCAGUACAAAAACUAGUGAUGUUGAAGUGAAAGCAAAAUUAACAGAUCUAGUCAGAGUUGCUGUUGAACGAGCAGAGUCUUUAAAAGGAAUCAAAAGUCCCAUCGAGGAUGACAAUGUCAUCACGAGUCUUGCUAAAUUACCACCUAUACCAGAAACCAAUUUUCCAGAUACUAUACCACCGGUAAAUGCAUCAGCUGCUCCAGUGAGAAAUGUUAAUAAACCUCAGCUACAUCGUGGAAGCAGUGCCCACCUCAAAAUUUCUGGUGGAACUAGUAAUUAUACUGAAGAAGAAAAAAGAGUAUUGUUUCAUAGCUCUCAUAUAAAUGACAAUGAAUUUGUACCAUUUAUGAAUAUUGACCUUACUGAAAAAUUCCGAUAUGCUAUCCCAUUUACUGAUAAAGAUGGAUUAUUAGAACUAGCACCAAAACAAAAGCUUGACUUUGCUAAAUGGUGUCGACCAGAGGAAUUAUAUCCUGAACCAAAAAUAGUCAUUGGUCAUCAUGUAGACUACUACAGCAUAAAACAAACGGUAAUUUCUGACUGUUCCUUUGUUGCUUCACUUGCUGUAAGUGCCCAAUAUGAGAAGAAAUUCGGACGAAGACUUAUAACGUCCAUUAUUUAUCCCAAAAAUAAGCAAAAGGAGCCUGUAUACAAUCCUUUUGGAAAAUACAUGGUGAAACUACACAUCAAUGGUGUUCCACGCAAAGUAAUAAUAGAUGACCUUUUGCCUGUAAGCCGAUACAACCAAUUACUCUGUUCCUACUCUAGCAAUCGUGGGGAGCUAUGGAUUUCUUUACUUGAGAAGGCUUAUAUGAAAGUAAUGGGUGGUUAUGAUUUCCCUGGAUCGAAUAGUAAUAUAGAUUUACACGCCUUAACUGGCUGGAUUCCCGAGAGAUGGGCAAUAAGACCAAAUGAUAUGGAUUUUAAUAAAGAUAAUCUAUUUGAUACGUUAUUAUUACGACUUCAUAAAGGAGAUGUGCUAGUCACUGUAGCCACAGGAGAAUUGUCGGAUUCGGAUGCGGACCGCACGGGUCUCGUACCAGCUCAUGCCUAUGCCGUCCAUGAUGUAAGAAAGAUUAAUGGAGAAAGAUUACUCCAGUUGAAAAAUCCAUGGUCUCAUUUGCGAUGGAGAGGCAAUUAUUCCGAGCUUGAUGUGAGACAUUGGACUCAGGAUUUGAAAGAAGCAUUAAAUUAUGAUCCGGAAUCUGCUUCAGAAUUUGACAACGGUGUUUUUUGGAUCGAUUACGAUAGUAUAUGUCGUUUCUUUGACGUAUUUUACUUAAAUUGGAAUCCAGGAUUGUUUAGUCAUACUUAUUGCAUACAUCAAAUGUGGAAAGCCGGUAUCGGUCCUGUUAAAGAUGCGUAUAAUAUUGGUGAUAAUCCACAAUUCUCAUUAGAAAUACAGGAAAAAGGAAGUGGUGCUAUCUGGGUGCUUCUUACAAGACAUAUUAUAGAUAUAGCGGACUUUCGACAAAAUCAAGAAUACAUCACGGUUUUGAUAUAUCGUAAUCAAGGGAAAAGAGUUUAUUAUCCACAUGACCCACCGCCAUACAUUGAUGGUGUGAGAAUAAACAGUCCGCACUAUCUGUGCAAAAUAAAAUUGGGAGAGCAAAGCGAUUCCAAGUAUACUCUAGUCAUAUCUCAGUACGAGAAAACGAAUACGAUCUAUUACACGCUUCGUACAUAUGGCACAUGUCCAUUUUCAUUACAAAAAAUACCACAAUUCUACAAAUAUGAAGAAGAGGUAACAGGUCAAUGGAAGGGUUCUACAGCAGGAGGAUGUGGCAAUCAUCCCACAUAUACAAGCAAUCCGCGAUAUCAAGCAGUCGUUGAAAGCGCACAUAACAACAAUUAUCUAUUAAUUAUUUUGAAGGGACCUAAACAAUAUCAAAUAGGCUUUGACAUUAAUACUGUCGUGCUAAAUGAUACAAAUGCAACGACUGCAUUUAAGACAAAAAGCUCUGGACCAUUUAGAUGUGGGUUCGUGUAUUUAGAAUUGGAAGAUGUACCAGCAGGAACAUAUCAUAUUAUUCCUUCUACAUACAUGCCUGGUCAGGAAGGACCGUUUUUUUUGAUUUGCAAAUCUUCUUGUAAUUUGCAACUUCAACUUCUUUCAGCGAACUAAAUAAAUUGCUAUAACUAAU
Odontomachus brunneus is the source of this 2621-nucleotide messenger RNA. RefSeq names its product calpain-7-like. Lineage: Eukaryota; Metazoa; Arthropoda; Insecta; Hymenoptera; Formicidae. Bases 131 to 2602 code for a protein of 823 amino acids. Gene Ontology annotation, molecular function: calcium-dependent cysteine-type endopeptidase activity. The transcript is spliced from 12 exons. The record is from RefSeq and is a predicted model, not a curated record. Gene Ontology annotation, biological process: proteolysis.